CCCUCGUCUUCCUCCCGUGACACCCCACAGCCCCCGGCGGCCAGAAACAGAGUCGCCCUGGUUCGGUGCGUUGUCCAAAUUCAGGUGAGCCGCCGGCCAAGAAUCCCCAAAACACCCCGUAUCGACUGGUAUGGGAUAGCGUCACUCGUCUGUACCGCGCUCUCUCUCUCUCUCUCUCUCCUCCGCUCGCCUCGACACUGUUCUCCACCACGAGACCCACCCGAGAGCGGCCGCGCCGGCGAUUCCCCUUCCACCGCCGCGAGCAGCAACGCCUGGCCUGGCUGGCUUUCUUUCAAACAAGGAGGGCAAGCACGUCGACGGUGCGCGCGCCACCUUCCCCUGUUCCCCUGCUUUGAACCAAACAGAUCACGAUAUCAAACCCACCCCCGCCACACUCAUCUUUGCUUCUCUUCCAGCUCCUUUUGAUCUGAUUCAUUCAUGCCCAAUUAGUCCGUGCAGGAGGCGGAUCCUAUCUUCACUUCAACCAACAAGCCCGGACCGCUGGGUUCAAAUCUGUUGCGGAGGAGGAUUCCUCAUGGUAUCCGAACCAAAGGAUUGUCUAAUCCGGCUCGUCCUAGUCCCCGUUUCUGUCUUGUUCUUGGUAAGUUACCCGAGAGCAGCUGCAAGGCCCGCCGCCCGUCUCAAUAAGUAGUCCAUCUAUUGAGUGAAAAACUACUCCAGAUAGCCGCCAUGGAGUCAACCUGCAACACCAUCAUCAGAGGUGAAGAUAGCACUAGUAGCGCAAGCGAAAACGAAGACAGAAUCAGCGCGCUGCCCGACCAUCUUCUGCUCAAAAUCCUCGAAUGCCUUUACACGCCCACGGCAGUUCAGACCGGCGUGCUCUCCACACGAUGGAGGCACCUCCCGCAUCAGCUCUCGAAUCUGCAAAUCAAUGCUGAAUACUUUCCAGGCACUCUAGUGGAUCAGAUAAUGACCGACUACACCGACGUGAUAAGCAGAUUUCUAUCUCCGCCGCCUUGUGGAUGCCAUCGGAUCAUCAGGAUCCUGCAGCUCUGCUUCUACCUAGCAGACCCUUACUUGUCCUCCAUCGCUCACGCGGUCGGGGAUGCCCUGAAGAUCGGCGUACCGGAAUACCUCGAGUUUGCGGCCACCGGCCAUGUUGCAUGUCCAAGUGAGGCUGAACUAGUACUCUUCAGACAACGGUUUAUGUCCUUCUUCCAUGCUUGGCCUGGUCCCUUCAGUUUGCUCACCAAACUGACGCUGCGGAGCCUUUCUUUUGAAGACUCAGAUAUCCCCAAUAUCCUCAACACUUGCAAUAAACUUAAGCUCCUUUCCUUGAGAUCCUGUCAAAUGGGCCAGGACCCUGUCCUCAAGAUAGAUGCUCCAUGCUCGGAGCUCAUAGGACUUGAACUUAUCGACUUUGGGUGUGCACAAGUUGAACUAAUCUCUGCCCCUAAACUCCUGGAAUUGGUCUAUGAUAGCUGGUGCGGUGAAAACCCCCCAGUGUAUUUUCGCUAUGUCCCUCAGCUUGUUAAUUUAUACUUCGCCUCUCCUGCCCUUUCUUGGCACACACCAUUCACAUUGAGCGAGUGCCUAUCUGGUAACAGAAACCUGUCAAUGCUGCAUCUGAAUUUUCGCACUCAAAUGAUUUGGAUUGAACCUGAAGAUUCUCGACAGCUCACUCCUAUAUUCAGUAAACUGAGAGAUGCGCAUCUUUACAAUAUCUUUGCAGAGUGCGAUCUGAAUUGGACUAUGUUUAUCCUCGAAGGUGCACCUUCCUUGGAGAACUUUUAUCUAUCUCGGCGUUCAUGUGAACUCAGUAAGACCGAGGAUAGUGCUGAGAAGACCAAUGUGUUGUGGGAACCAUCCAAGGAUUCAAGGUACUUGAACUUGAAGUUGCUCGUGAUGAACGGUUUUAAGGAGGAAGACAAGGUGAUGAAUUAUGUAAGACUUGUCAUGGUACGAGCUGUCGUCUUGAAGAGAAUCGAGUUGUGUGAUGAAGACCCGUGCAAGUGCAGUGCCAACAAUCAUGAGCCUCCAAGAUUUCUGGUAGAUGAAGCUAGCAAGCAACGGAUUAGGGAGCAACUCACCCAUGGAUCCUCCUCAUCUGCGGAUAUAAUAAUCGGAUGAUGGACAUAGUCCAAGAAUAAUGAAGAGACAAUAACGAUGGAUAACGUCGACGAGUUAAGAGUGCUUGCUAUUGUGCAUUGGGCCCUGCCAGUUGUAAUUUUGUUUUAGCAUUUUAGCUGUUUAUGGCCAAGUAUAUUUUUCUAUGUGGGCAAUUUAUGAUUCAUGCACCGUAUACGUACGUUUAUGUUUUA
Molecule: messenger RNA, 2282 nt
Organism: Triticum aestivum (bread wheat)
Lineage: Eukaryota; Viridiplantae; Streptophyta; Magnoliopsida; Poales; Poaceae
Product: F-box/FBD/LRR-repeat protein At5g22660
Exons: 4
Coding region: 691-2091 (466 amino acids)
Molecular function (GO): protein binding
Source: RefSeq, a predicted model, not a curated record